Messenger RNA from Cydia strobilella, 2070 nucleotides. It is a transcript of the gene Mob4, whose product is annotated as MOB kinase activator-like 4. Bases 107 to 781 code for a protein of 224 amino acids. Lineage: Eukaryota; Metazoa; Arthropoda; Insecta; Lepidoptera; Tortricidae. The record is from RefSeq and is a predicted model, not a curated record. Gene Ontology annotation, cellular component: cytoplasm. The transcript is spliced from 4 exons.
UCUCCCUUUUUUUUCUGAGACCGACCUGGUCCUGACCGACUCCGUCAAGCUUUGCGAUAUAUUGAAACUAUUUCAUCCGUUUUAUUAUCAAAUUAUACUUUAAAUUAUGGCAGAUGGUGUGCAAAUAUUAAGGCGCAACCGUCCUGGAUCUAAAGCAAAAGACUUUUGCCGUUGGCCUGAUGAACCUUUCGAAGAGAUGGACAGCACUUUAGCCGUACAGCAAUUCAUACAGCAGACAAUAAGACGAGAUCCGGCCAAUCUUGAAGCUAUCUUAAAAAUGCCUGAGGCGCAAGACGAAGGUGUUUGGAAGUAUGAACACUUAAGGCAAUUCUGUAUGGAGCUAAACGGUCUAGCAGUCCGCUUGCAAAGUGAGUGUAAACCAGAAACGUGCACACAAAUGACUGCUACUGAGCAGUGGAUUUUCCUGUGUGCUGCUCAUAAGACACCUAAGGAGUGUCCUGCAAUUGACUACACAAGACACACCCUAGAUGGUGCUGCAUGCUUGUUAAACAGCAACAAGUAUUUUCCUAGCAGGGUGAGCAUCAAAGAGUCAUCGGUGGCGAAAUUGGGUUCAGUAUGUCGCAGAGUAUACCGAAUUUUUUCACAUGCAUAUUUCCAUCAUCGGUCAAUUUUUGAUGCUUUUGAAAAAGAAACACAUUUAUGUGAAAGGUUCACUUAUUUUGUCACAAAGUAUUCAAUUAUUUCUAAAGAAAUAUUGAUUUUACCAAAACUUGAAGGUGAGGUACCUCUACCUCAAACGGCAGGAGAAUCAGAAGCCUGAGAUUCAAUGAAAUAAUUAACUUGUAUGGUGAAUUUUGUACUGUGGUGAUCAGUAAACUGGAUGUUUAGCCAUUUGUGCUAUUUAUACAGAGAAAAAGAUGCAUCUUGACAUAUAAAACUAUUAAUGUCUGUAUCAUAUGUUAUUGUAUUACCUAAUUCUGCUAAAUGUUCCUUUUUUAAACAUUUAAACAGCUUGCACCUUUGCAAUAACUUAGGCUUGUUGUACAGAAAAUUAUGAGAUCAUGGCCUGAUGCAAUAUUGUAAUGUUUUUUAAACAUUAAUAACUGAGGUUUAUAAAUUCUUUGAGUAUAUAAGAUAACUUUGAAUAAUGAGAUUUUAUAAAUUCCAUUGUAACCAAAUAAAGUAGAAUCUCUUAUUCUUUGUAAGUGUGUCAUAAAUUGUGUAGCCUGUAUAGAUGUGAGAAAGAUUUUAAACUGAUUGCUCUUCAACUUCCAUAUUGUCCAGUGUCUCAAAUUGUCUACUUCUACUAUGUUGAUGAUACUGGUGUUUCAUAAUUAGUAAUUCCUACCUACCUAGUGACCUAUUUCUUAUAGGUUCUUUAUAAGUAGUAGUGUCCAAUUUAAACUAUCGUGAGACAUAUUAACUUAACUAACUUAGUGGUUACACUCACGUGUUUUUAGUCACUCGCGCGACAUGUUUCGGAGAGCCUAGGUCUCCAUUUUCAAGCACUAACAGUGCCUGAGUGAGUAGCGGUCACGACGGAUGGGCGUCACCGAAACAUGUCGCGCGAGUGACUAAAAACACGUGAGUGUAACCGCUAAGUUAGUUAAGUAGUGUCCACUUUAAACAAAUGGAGCACCCAGCCUUAGUAAACUUUGGAUUUUCUGAAGAGGCGAUAUUAGACACUGAAAAUAUUGUAACAAAUACAAAAAUGUAUUAACACAUUAGUACUAGUUUUAAGUGGUGUAGUAGAAUAUUAUUUUACUUUUUAGCAGAGAAUAGAAGUUAUAUUCUUGGGUCUACACACUAAACAGUCUAAACAUGAUUUGUGUCAUCACUAUUCAUUACUAUUAUAUUAUAGCUGAAACUAUGACACAUGUGGUCACAUUUUACAGACCUAACCCUUUCUGCACUGCAUUAUUUAAUAUAAAGGAAAUUUGUGUAAAUCCAACAAGUAAACUCAUUGACCUGAAAGGGUUAUAAUAAGAUGUUAGUAAUAGGUAUAAAAUAUUUCUUAUUAUUAACCUAUUUAUACUGAGUCAUUUUAAAAUUACCUUGUAACCACUUUAUCAUAAACUCUAAUAUAAUUGUAGUAUUUUAUAGGUUUUU